Molecule: messenger RNA, 1293 nt
Organism: Suillus subalutaceus
Lineage: Eukaryota; Fungi; Basidiomycota; Agaricomycetes; Boletales; Suillaceae
Exons: 10
Coding region: 1-1293 (430 amino acids)
Source: RefSeq, a predicted model, not a curated record
AUGUUCUUAACAGCUGCUUUAAAAUUUUCCUUCCUGGCAACUGGGCUUGGAACCAAGAUAUAUAUUACAGACAUUAUUUCAGAGGACCCAGCAAACCACGGAUCAACAUUUGUGCCCCUUAUUGUUGGCAGCGACAAAACUACAGUAUCUGUCACUACAGGGCAUACUGAGUACCACCCUCUCUACCUAUCCAUUGGUAAUAACAUUUUUAAUAGUGUUCGGCAUGCACACUGUAAUGGUGUUGUGUUAGUGGGAUUUUUGGACUAUCCCAGAAAGAACAUCUACAAGACAGUCGACUUUUGUAAUUACCACUGGCAACUAUUCGGCUUAGGGCCAUAUAUAGCAGACUAUCCAGAGCAGGUGCUACUGUCAGGUAUUGUUACAGGAUGGUGCCUAAAAUAUUUGAACAAUUGCAAAGAUCUCAAUGGAGAAGGACUAUCUUUGCUCCAGUGUAGAGAGCACACCGACUUGCUCAUUGAAGAGCUCAAUCGGAUGAAGCUAUGGAUUCAAAUACGUGAUUUUCCCCGAGGAGAUAUACAUGAACUCCUUUCUCCGGAUCUCCUACAUCAGAUCAUUAAGGAUACCUUCAAGGACCAUCUUGUUACUUGGGUUGAACAGUACCUGGAGCAUACACAUGGUGCUUUGUGCGCAGCAGAAAUUCUGGAUGAUAUUGAUCGAAAGAUCACUUCCAUUGCUCCUUUUGCAGGCCUGUGCCAUUUUCCAGAAGGGUGCAGAUUCAAUCAGUGGACAGGCAACAAUUCCAAGGUGCUGAUGAAGGUCUAUCUGCCUGCCAUCAGAGGCCAUGUCCCUCAGGAUGUCAUUUGUACAUUUAAUGCACUUACUGAGGAUGACCUUACACAGCUUCAAGAUGCACUGGACCAUUUUCACCAGUAUUGUGAAGUGUUCAAGACCAUGGGAGUCAUACCCACCUUCUCACUUCCACACCAACAUUCCUUGAAGUAUUACCUCCUCAUGAUCCAGCGCUUUGGAGCCCCCAAUGGCCUCUGUUCUUCAAUAACAGAGUCAAAACAUAUCAAGGCAGUCAAAGAGCCCUGGCACCGCUCUAGUCGGUACAAAGCACUGGGUAUGCUUCAAGGUUCGUGUAUGUCAGACGCUUUCCGGGCACUGAGACAAGUGUCAGGCGGUGCACGUGACAUUUCUGACCUGGCACUUGAGCUUGGGCUUCCAAACUUCCCUACUAUUCUCCAACAGUUUCUUUAUGAUCAACUUCAUAUCACGGAUCCUGACCCUCCUAUAUUUGACCCUGCAACAGCACCAGCCUUCAUGGGCUGA